AUGCAACCGGACGAAGCCUACGCGCGACAACCUCUCCACCUACCGAUGCCCACGGCUUCCGACGACCGUCUAGCAAUGCAGCCAACAUAUUCGGUGGAAAAUGUAAACAACUCCCAAGCGUACGGUCAACAGUAUGAGCAGCAACUGCCUGCUGGCGGGGAUGUGGGAUACGGCAGAAGCGAUUACAUUGUUUCCCCAGAGGAACAUCACGACGCCUAUUACAACCAGCCGUACUCUCCACAUCCACAAGCGGACUACGCCUUGGAACCCUAUCCUACAAAUCCCGACAGCUAUCGACCCGAGAGUGACAACGUGCCAAUCCUUCACCCGGAUUCGGCCUAUGGUCCAGAUCCGCACACUCUGCCAGGGGUGGACUACGAAGACUACGGUGACGAGACCCCACAAUAUACACCACCUCCAGGGCCGAUCAGGAGAUGGAAGACGGUCAAGGAGGUACAACUGUUCAACGGAAAUCUAGUGCUUGACUGCCCCGUGCCGCCAAAGCUUCUGGCCAACGUUCCCCACGCGCAACCUCCGGAGAGAGAUGAGUUCACACAUAUGAGAUAUUCGGCAGCAACGUGUGACCCGUCCGAAUUCUACGAUGAGAGAUUCACACUGCGGCAGCGACUGUUUGCAAAGCCCAGACAGACCGAGUUGUUUAUUGUCGUGACAAUGUACAAUGAGGACGAGUUCUUGUUUGCCCGCACAAUGAUCGGCGUCUUCAAAAACAUCGAGUUUAUGUGUAACCGUAAUUCCAGCAAGACAUGGGGAAAAGAGGCAUGGAAGAAAAUCGUCGUUUGUAUCGUCAGCGACGGCCGCGCCAAAAUCAAUCCGCGAACCAGAGCCGUUCUGGCUGGUCUGGGCGUCUAUCAAGAUGGGAUCGCCAAACAGCAAGUGAAUGGCAAGGAUGUUACGGCUCAUAUUUACGAGUAUACAACUCAGGUUGGUCUGGAACUCAAGGGCACUCAGGUGUCUCUGAAGCCUAGGUCUGCCACGCCUGUGCAACUGCUCUUCUGUCUGAAGGAAAAGAAUCAGAAGAAGAUCAAUUCCCAUCGCUGGUUCUUUCAAGCAUUUGGUCGAGUGUUGGAUCCCAACAUAUGCGUCCUGAUCGAUGCGGGCACCAAACCUGGGAGGGACUCCAUCUAUCAGCUGUGGAAGGCUUUUGACCUGGAACCCAUGUGUGGUGGAGCUUGUGGUGAAAUCAAGGUCAUGUUGGAUCACGGCAAGAAACUGUACAACCCCCUUGUGGCGACUCAAAACUUCGAAUACAAGAUGUCCAAUAUCCUGGAUAAGCCACUCGAAUCGGCCUUUGGCUUCAUUUCGGUGUUGCCUGGUGCGUUCUCCGCAUAUCGCUACGUCGCUUUGCAAAACGACAAGAAUGGCGAGGGUCCUCUGGAAAAGUACUUCAAAGGGGAAACCAUGCACGCUGAUGCAGGCGUCUUUACCGCCAACAUGUAUCUCGCCGAAGACCGGAUUCUCUGUUUCGAGCUGGUCAGCAAACGGAAUUGCCGCUGGAUUCUGCAGUACGUCAAAUCGGCCACUGGGGAGACUGACGUCCCUGACAAGAUCCCGGAAUUCGUGCUGCAAAGACGACGCUGGCUGAAUGGUUCAUUCUUUGCGGCCGUCUACGCCGUUGCCCAUGUAUACCAACUCGGGCGAAGUGAUCAUAGUUUUUUCCGCAAGCUCAUGUUUCUGGUCGAGUUCAGCUACCAGACCAUCAAUAUGCUCUUUGCUUGGUUUGCCAUCGGCAAUUUCUUCCUGGUUUUCAGACUCUUGACAUCCUCGCUGGGGACGAAAGAGACGCUGGGCACGGUAGGCACAGUGUUGGGGGUUGUCUUCGAAUUCGUCUACCUCGCGACGCUCCUGUAUUGCUUCAUCCUCUCCAUGGGCAAUCGGCCUCAGGGAAAUCCCAAAUCAUACUUGAUGAUGGUGAUUUUCUGGUCGGUGCUCAUGGUCUGGUUGACCUUUGCCUCUGUUUUCUUGACCGUCAAAUCGAUCCAGGCCGAGAUCAACGAAAAGGACUUCAGCUUCUCGACCAUUUUCAACAACAGCACCUUUUUCGGCCUCAUUGUCUCCCUCGCAAGCACAUAUGUUCUCUGGUUCGUGGCGAGCUUCUUGUUCUUCGAUCCAUGGCAUAUGUUCACUUGCUUCCUCCAAUACAUAGUCCUCACGCCGACUUACAUCAACGUGCUGAAUAUCUAUGCAUUCUGCAACACGCACGAUAUCACCUGGGGUACAAAAGGAGAUGACAAGGCCGAGAAGCUCCCCAGUGCCAAUGUCAAACCUGGUGGAAAGGUGGAUGUGCUGAUACCUCAGGACGACGGGGAUCUGAAUGCUCAAUACGAUGCUGAGCUGACCAAGUUUGCCACGAAACCGGCCAAAGAAGUUAAAAUAGUCAACCCAGCUGAGAGGCAGGAGGACUAUUACAAGUCAUUUCGAAGCAAUGUUGUCACAGCAUGGAUGAUUACAAAUUUCAUCUUGGUUGCUGCAGUCUUGAACAUUGCAGGAUUUGAUAAGAUCAACGUCCAUGACACCGAGCAGCAGAACUCGACAAUCUACUUGGCUGUUAUUCUAUGGUCAGUGGCCGGUUUAUCUCUCUUCAGAUUCAUCGGCGCGGUUUGGUUCUUGAUCGUGAGGCUGUUCCGUGGUGUUUGA
This is a messenger RNA of Capronia coronata CBS 617.96, 2655 nucleotides long. RefSeq names its product chitin synthase 2. NCBI's taxonomy places the organism in Eukaryota, Fungi, Ascomycota, Eurotiomycetes, Chaetothyriales, Herpotrichiellaceae. Gene Ontology annotation, molecular function: chitin synthase activity. The coding region runs from base 1 to 2655 and encodes 884 amino acids. The transcript has 2 exons. The record is from RefSeq and is a predicted model, not a curated record. Gene Ontology annotation, cellular component: cell septum; cell periphery.